Molecule: messenger RNA, 1041 nt
Organism: Periconia digitata
Lineage: Eukaryota; Fungi; Ascomycota; Dothideomycetes; Pleosporales; Periconiaceae
Source: the annotation of a GenBank genome assembly
CUAAUUACUUCUUUCAAUGUUUUUCCCGUGGAGAAUGUACACAACCUGUCUGGAGUGACGACGGAGGAGGCAUCAGACAUCGGAGAUAACACUAGUGCCGGGAACAAGCGAGGUGAUCCUUGUCCUUAUUCAUUCACUCAUUUACGACUUCCAGCCUCCAAGUACCCCACCUUUGUUGCUUCUGCUCGAUUUCUUGUCAGAACCAAAAGCUGUCGAAUAUUAACAACAGUACCCAGAGGAGAUACAGCACAAAUGCCGCCAAAAUCAGGUGCAGUCGCCGACGCGUGGGACGACGAUUGGGAACAUCUGGCUGAUCAGGAGGAAUCAGAGAAAAAGGGUGAACCGACAGCGCCAGUAAAGCUUUCCAAAGCUGAGCGAAGAGCACAGCAUGCCGAAUUCAAUCGUCAGAUUUGGGAAUCGGCGGACAAACCAGAGCCAUUGCUCUUCAUUGAAGCCCGCAACAAUUUGCCCGUUCCACCGACAUUCAAACCCACCAUGAAAGUGCUUGCCCGCAAGCCUCCCCAGGUCUUGACGCGAAAUAGUGCAACAGCUGGAAUGGCCGGAUUGAGUUUGGAUGACGAUGAUGGUGACAGUGAGGAAGAACGAUUGAAAAGAAACCAGGCAGAGUUUGAAGAACGCAAAGCACGCGCUCAAAGAGAACGUGCAGAAAAGGAGCGCCGUUAUGCGGAAGCUCGGGAAAAGAUAUUCGGUUCGCCCGCCGCUUCGGACGAGUCACGCGGUGCGUCUCCCAAUAAAUUAAGUAGUAGGGGCAAAGGCCGAGGCGGUCGUGGUGGCCGCGACAGUCAGAGCAGAUCGAGCGAGCAGUCACCGGCACGUACCCACCCUCCGGGUCGUCAGCUGUAUGAGCCGUCGUACUCACCCAAGCCCGGGUCAGUCUACGUACAGAAGAAAGAGAAUAGUCGCCCUGGCACACCCAAUGGUCAAGAGAAACCAAUCCGAGAGCCCCGUGGCCCACAAGCUAAUGGGAGAGGAGGCCGAGGAUUUGCACCAAGAGGCAACUAUGGCGCUAGUGCUUCAUGA